This is a messenger RNA of Uloborus diversus, 618 nucleotides long. RefSeq names its product SREBP regulating gene protein-like. Gene Ontology annotation, biological process: positive regulation of SREBP signaling pathway. The record is from RefSeq and is a predicted model, not a curated record. The transcript is spliced from 5 exons. Lineage: Eukaryota; Metazoa; Arthropoda; Arachnida; Araneae; Uloboridae. The coding region runs from base 1 to 618 and encodes 205 amino acids.
AUGUUUACGAACAGGAUUGUUAGGUUUUUACGUAAAAAAAUUGUGCUGGCUGCAUUAUUUACAUUUUCACUUUGUUAUUGCGUGUUUCAUUGGUUACCUGAAAGUGAUAUGUCAUCUGACGACAUGGUGGAGAAACCUGUAAAUAUACCUGCACAGUCUUUCAAGUGGCACACAUCCUGGGAUAAAUCAAAUCACUCAAAUUCAAAAAUUACGUCUUGUAGAAAUUCUAUUCAAGGAAAAGUAUUCAUAGCAGAUGAUAAAGGGUAUGUUUGUCAUAGGCAUGAUGUACUUUCAACUGGUUGUUGCAAUGUAGAAUCUACAAACACAAAGCGGUAUCAUUGUGAAUCAUGUCAUGAAAAUGGUUGUUGCAGUAUAUAUGAAUAUUGCAUAUCAUGUUGCUUGCAGCCUGAAAAGCGUGUCUUACUGCAGAAAAUUUUGGGAAAAGCUUCUGAAACUUUCAACAUUUUGUUCGCAUCAAUAACUGACCACUUUGAAUUAUGUUUGACUAAAUGUCGGACUUCUUCUCAAAGUGUACAACAUGAAAAUUCUUACACUGACCCAAAAGCAAAGCAUUGCUAUGGGGAAUCCCCUCCUGCUAUUCAACUUGGGAGCUCAUAA